UUUUUAUAUUGACUACAGAUCACGACAGCCACACUGCUCCCACUGCCAACAUUUCUCGGUGUCACGUCAGGCCUACGGAAAGUUUGCAACCAAUUAACUAAAAGUGUGGAAUUAUUCUUCGAGAGGACACCAUAGGAUUAAGAGUGACCAUGGAACGAAUUCGAAUAACGUUCCUCGUUCUGGCGGUUCUCGUGGCUGCUGGUGGGAUUUACGGUGUCAAAACGAGAGCCAGUGGCGACGUCAACGGUAAUGGAUCGGAAACAAAUUGCAAUUACAUGUACAAAGUCGGGAAUGACACGCAACGACCUUGUAUCCUGGCUAAUAUGGAAAUUUCCCUAGAAGCACAAUACAAGACGAAGGAUGACAAGACAAAAACGGCCCAGUAUAAUGUUACAAAGGAAACAAAAAAUGUGGUAGCGACCGGGACCUGUUCGCCGGUGAUGUCUGAACUGGUGUUAACUUGGGACGAGGAUAAAAGCCAGAAUUCAGUGAAAUUCGUGUUGUUCAAUAACGAAACCACGUUCUCAGUCGUGCAUGUAGCUUUUAACGUUUCUUUGAGUGACGCCGAAGCUGCAGUGAAUCGAGUGCAGAAUUCGAUCGACUUGGCCGAAGGGCUAUUCAGCGAAAACGUGCAGAAUAUCUCUGUCUGUACCGACAGUACAGAGAUUCCCAUCUAUAAUUCGAUCAUGACGGUGUCGAAGAUCGAGUUGAUCGCUUUCAACAGCGACGAUAAAUACUGCCAGCGAAAUAAAAGCGAAAAGCAAUGCUCUAAGGGGAAGGUUUUCUCUUACGAUAUCAGCAAAGAGGGCGAUCAGAUUUCAAAUCUGGCGACGAUGUCAAUUUCCCUCGAAAUACCGUACACACAGAGGAACGGCAAAGUUCAGCUAUACAAAGAGAAUUUUACCAAUGUUGCUACUGUAGAUAAUACGCAAUGCAGUAACGAAGGACACUCUUGCAGCGCGGACCUGCAUUGGUACAGCGAUGGGAAAAAAUUCACAUUAUCGAUCACAGUAAGCAUACAUGAUAACGACAUUGCCUACAUCGACAAAGCGACUGUGGAUAUCUUGAUAGACAAAGAACGUCUUACAGAUUCAAAAGACAAUAUAAGACGCAAGGGAACCAUGAACUUACGUUUGUUCCCUGUGGCCAUUGGGAACGGACUUUACAGCUGCAAGACUGGAAACAUACUGCGCUUUGGCGACGUCAAGAUGACGAUAACGAACGUCUUUUUCGCGCCGUUCCACACCGGGAACGGUUUCAACGUGACAAUGUGCGAUCCGGAAACUACAUUCAGUGCACGAAUGUUCAAUUACGCAGUAAAGGAUGCAAAUUCAGGCGUGCCGUGCAUCCUAGGGAACAUGACGAUCGCGUUGGAUGUGACUUACAAAAAGAAAGACAAGACGAAGGGUACGAAAACCAUAAAGGUCCCAUCGAACGCAACGACGAUUGGCAGUUGCGACAAGUAUAUGCCUUACAUGGAUUUGUCAUGGCCGGCGUCCAUGAAUGAGACCAAGAAAGACAAAAUGAAUAGACUUCUUAUUAGCUUUUACCAGACGUCAGGGCUAUACUACGCGGACUACGCCAAAGCCGACAUCUACAACGAUCAGGAGAUAUUCCAGGAUACCGUCGAAACCGACGAGUGGUUGCAUUCGAUUUCUUCAACGACGCUUAGACUACUCACUAAUAACAUGGUAAACGGAUAUUACAAGUGUUCGGACCCUGUCAACGCAACGAUAAACGAUUCGACGAAGAUAAAGAUAAGCGAUGUCAUGUUGAUGGCGUUCAACGAUCAAGAGGACAUUAGUAUAAAAGUUAUGGAGUCUGAUUGCCAUGACAAUAAAACAGAUACGGAUAAAAACAACGGAACUACUAGACCAAAAGGGUACAACUACUAUGUCUUUCCAAAGAAUAGCAAGAUCCCUUGUACUUUAGCGAACAUGGAUAUCACUCUGAACAUACACUACGCGACAAAAACUGGGACUAAUUCAAUAGCGGUGCCAGUGCCCACUAAUGCAACAUCCGACGGAAUUUGCGGUAGCGAGGAAUCCACAUUGAAUAUCGUGUGGUCGAACGAGAAGGGUCAUCCACAUAUGGUGAACUUGACGUUCAAUAAGGAGAGUUCGAGAUUCUUCCUUCAUCAGAUCGAUAUGUCUAUCGACACGACAAGUUUCCCUGAAACGAAAGGAGAGAAGUUCAAGGGACAGAAAGAUAAUCUAAUGCUCUUUUCUGCUGAUGCGUCAAAUAUUUACAAUUGCGAAUCGCAAGAGGAAGUGGCGGGCGACCAGUUCACCGCAACCUUCAGCAAGGUGACCUUGAUCGUCUUCAACGAGGAUGGGGACUACACGAAGAGAUCAGAGGAAAAUUGCAGUACAGCGAAUGUCGGGGCAAUCGUUGGUGGUAUCAUAGGAGGCUUCUUGAUCGUCGGCGUAAUUGGGUACGCGUGGGGCAGUUUCUUAUAUCACCAUUCUGUACCGAAUAUCUGUCAUUUGUGUUCCGCCAUUCCCAUUCAUCGCAAGAACAGCGCAAGGAAGAAGAGAAUGAUAUGCUUCCGGUUCUUAAUUCUGUCGACACUAUUAUUCGCAGUUCUUCAUUGCUACGCUAAUCAGGAACCUAGGAAAAAUGCACCAAAAAUUCCGUGUACCUUAGCUAACAUGUCCAUCACCAUUGUCGUCAAUUACACGAUGAGCAACGACAAGGUAGUAACAAAGAAUGUGACAGUUCCGAGCAACGCUGUGGCAGAAUGCACUUGUGAGCCAAUGAUAUCGACAUUAUCGUUAGUUUGGGGGACCAAGGUGAACGAAGAGGUUCAGCAGAACGUCGUUAAAUUUUUGCUGUUCAAGGACCGCACCAAUUUCUCGGUGUUCUCCGCCGACAUCGAUAUUUUCUUGGACCCGAUGAACUUUCCCGAUGCUGCAGAUAAACGACGGAUCACGAAGACCAAGAUUGACCGUGGCUUGUUUCACGCGCCAAUUGAGGAUGGCCGGUACAAAUUUUCCAAGGAGGAGAGGAUUAAGGUCGAUAACGACACUGCCCUAAUCCUCACGGACGUUUCGUUGAUCGUGUUCAACACCAUAAAAAAUGAUACUCAGUGGAAUGACGACAUUUGGCACGAAACACCACGAAUUCAUGGCUUCUUCGAGAGUGAUUUCAAUUAUGUAGUGAGAGACCCAAUAUCAAACAUCCCUUGCUCUUUGGCAAGCAUCACAAUUUCCGUGAAUUUAAGAUAUAAAAUAACGAAUAAUUCGGAGAUACAAACGACAUUUGCAAUGCCAAAAAACGCAAACGUUAGUGGAAAUUGCGAUCUUAGAAAUCCCAUGAUGACAUUGUUGUGGGUGCCAAAAAAUGCAGUAAUUGACAUGGAGAGUCCUAACGGAAUGCAGAAUUCGAUCUCGUUGAUAUUUAGCGAAGAUGACUUGAAAUUUCACGUUAGCAUGAUUUCGGUGGACUUUUAUCUGGAUGAGAAGAAUUUCCCGGAUGUGUCAGAUUCAAUGCAACGGAGAUAUAAGGUGGACAUUAACAAUCUGAACUUGUUCGACGCUGACAUUAUGGAUGUAUACAAGUGCGAUUCUGAAACUGUCGUAGAAUUCCAUGAGGUCCAAUUAACGUUCAGUGACGUCGCAAUAACUGCGUUCAACACUUUUUGGGAUGGUAAGUACAUUUCUUUGUCGCAUGUCAGAACACCCAAACAAAUAUUCAGUUAAAAUCGCUUACUUUCAGUUUUAUA
This is a messenger RNA of Megalopta genalis, 3724 nucleotides long. The record is from RefSeq and is a predicted model, not a curated record. NCBI's taxonomy places the organism in Eukaryota, Metazoa, Arthropoda, Insecta, Hymenoptera, Halictidae.